AUGAACGACCAAAUGGAUAUAGAAUUCGAUCUGUUUGAAUUUUAAGGUUUGUUGGGUUAGGGGUCUUUCGGAACCGUGCUUAAAGCUUUUAACAAAAACACAAAAUAAACAGUAGCUGUGAAAGUAAUUAAGAAAAAAUAAAUGCUAUAAUAUGCGUAACUAAUGCAGGAAGCCCAAAUUUAGUAAGAAUUAUAACAUCCCAAUAUUGUUAAAUUUUUUGGAGUUUAUGAGACUGAAAAUAAAAUCCUUAUCGAAAUGGAACUUAUUAGUGGAGGUUCAUUAAGUUCAAUAACAAAAUGUACUGAAGAAUAAGCCAAAUACAUAAUGUAUUCGAUUUUUAAUGCAUUACAGUAUAUGCAUAAUAACAAUAUUGCUCAUAGGGAUUUAAAGCCUGAAAACAUACUUGUUACUCACGAUCUUAGCUUUGUUAAAGUGACUGAUUUUGGAUUAAGCACAGGAUACUCCUCAUUGAUGACUAAAUAAUGUGGAACGCUUAUAUAUAUGGCCCCGGAAUAAUUAAAUAAUAGGAUAUACAACAAGACUGUAGAUGUAUGGGCUGCUGGAGUUAUCAUGUAUUAGCUACUUGUCGGUGAACAUCCGUAUUAUAAAAAGGGAUGCGAUAUUGCUUAAUCUCAAUUGACAAUGCAUGAGAAUUGCAAGAAGAUUUUGAAUGAUAAGUAAUUCAGUCUAUUUCGAAGAUUGACUGAAAUCAAUCCAACAAAACGAUAUAGUGCUACAUAGGCGAUGUUACACCCUUGGUUUAAUAAUGGAGGUGAUGAGCCUCUGACUAUGGAGGAGCAAUUUUAAAAGUGGAAGCAAUCUCAAAAGUUCUAAAAUAUCAUCUCGCUUUUAAUGUUGUUAAGUAAGAUGGGCUAUAAGAAGGUGCUGCAUAAUAGAGAACUAUAUCAACAAAUUUCAAAGAAUUUAAAUAAUAAAAAGAAACAAGAUGUUAUGAACAAUUAUGAAUAAUUAUUUGCUGACUAUUAAAAAUCUUUGAAUGAUGCCCAGAAAACUAAAAUUUCCACUGUUGUUCCUACCCCAAGUUUAGAUCAACAUAAUGAUAAUAAUGAACAAAUUAUUUUUCAGUCCUCUUUGAUGAAGCCUUUUAAGUAAUUAUCUUCUUUUAAUAAACAUGACGCAAUAAGGAUUAUCAAUACUAAUUCAUAAAUUUAGACACCUUCAAAUGAAGAAGAUAAUGAAUUAGAUCAAUAAAUCAAAUUUUCAAAUUAAUCUUAUAUAAUAAAGGAUAGAUUAGAAAAAUCGAAUAUUCGUCCCUAAGUCAUGAUUUAAUCUCAACCUACUAAAUUAACAUCUAAUCUAUCUGAAAUUGAUAGCAAUAUACAGGAUAUUGAUCCCCAAUAAUAACAUCUAGAGAAACAAUGCUAGUAAUCAACAGCCACAAAUACUAGUGUAAGUCCUACUAAGUCUCCUCUCAGAAGAAAACGAGUAAAAAGGACUUAAAUUAAAUAAUAUCUUAACGAAGAGAUCAUUUAAUCUAAUGUAUAAUAAAUAUAAAUCAUCACUCAAAAACCAAAGCAAUAGCCGUAAUAAUAAUAGUAAUAAUAACAAUAAUAAUAACAAUAAUAAUAACAAUAACAAUAUUAGUCAUAAUAAUCAUAACUAUAAUAGUAAUAAUAAUAAUCAACUACUAAUGUAAUUAGAUAACAGUCUCCUUCACCAAAAAAUAAAUUUAAGAUACAAUUAAAACCCCUAAAUCAUUAGUAAUAACCUGUAAAUUAAACUUCUUAAUCAAAUGGAAAUCAGUCAUUACGCCUAAAGGUUUAAAAGCUAUCUGUUGAUAAAGAAUUCUUCGCUCCUCCAGUUUUAGAUUUAAGCAAUUUAGCACUUGAAUGUUUAAGUCCAAAGUAUCGAAAGACUCGUACAAAUAGUUUGCAUUAUUAAAAGCGAGUCUAUGCUAAUGAAUUUUAACCCUCGAGGGUUUUGGGAAAUGCUUACAAAAAGAAUUACGAUUCCUUUUAUAUGAAAUGA
Messenger RNA from Paramecium tetraurelia, 1989 nucleotides. RefSeq lists its product as uncharacterized. Gene Ontology annotation, biological process: protein phosphorylation. NCBI's taxonomy places the organism in Eukaryota, Ciliophora, Oligohymenophorea, Peniculida, Parameciidae. The transcript has 4 exons. The record is from RefSeq and is a predicted model, not a curated record. Gene Ontology annotation, molecular function: ATP binding; protein kinase activity.